This is a messenger RNA of Entelurus aequoreus (snake pipefish), 756 nucleotides long. RefSeq names its product parvalbumin beta-like. NCBI's taxonomy places the organism in Eukaryota, Metazoa, Chordata, Actinopteri, Syngnathiformes, Syngnathidae. The record is from RefSeq and is a predicted model, not a curated record. The transcript is spliced from 6 exons. Gene Ontology annotation, cellular component: nucleus; cytoplasm. Gene Ontology annotation, molecular function: calcium ion binding. The coding region runs from base 82 to 411 and encodes 109 amino acids.
GCGACGGCGUAUAUAAGCAGGCGCGUGGACGGCGACGGGCCGCACUGCAGUGAGCAGAUUCAUCAUAACUUCAAGUUAAAGAUGGCAUUCGCCGGAAUCCUGAGCGACUCUGAUAUCACUGCAGCCCUUGCGGCUUGCCAAGCUGCCGACUCCUUCAAACACAAGGAGUUCUUUGCCAAGGUGGGUCUGGCUGGCAAGUCCGCCGAUGUCAUCAAGAAGGCAUUUGCUGUCAUUGACCAGGACAAGAGCGGCUACAUCGAGGAGGACGAGCUCAAGCUCUUCCUGCAGAACUUCUCUGCCAGCGCCAGAACUUUGACUGACAAAGAGACCAAGGCGUUCCUCCAGGCCGGUGACACUGACGGCGACGGCAAGAUCGGAGUUGAUGAGUUUUCUGUUCUGGUUAAGCACUAAAACAAGAAGAACACUGACCAACAUGGAACUUGACAAGUACAAAAGGAACAACAUGAGCCAAGAUCUUCUCGUCUUCUCUUUUCUUCUCUCUUGACCCUCCUGCAAGUUUUAUACACAUGUGACCUUUGACCUCUGAAACCAACUCAAGCCCGCUCUACCUGUCAAUGGUUUUGGCUGUAGCUGACUGUAUGUGGGGUGGUUGUGUGACUUUUAUUCUCUCUCUCUCACUCUCUCUCUCUCUCUCUCUCUCUCUGUCUCUCACGCAAACACACUUCUGUGGUCCUCGCCCUCAUCGUGCUGUAAGUUUUUUUUGCUGACGGUGCACUUUUAUGGCAAACGGACGGA